AUGGGUCCCUCUGAGGAACUGGCUGUCCUCGGACUUUCCGAAUUUAACAGACUUUCAAGAUUUUUAUUGACCUCGCACAGCUCCUGUCGCCAUGGUGACAACACUAAUUCAUGGUGGCUACCCAGGUCUCCUGUCUCCACGGUAACCGGUGCUUUGCGACCUUCAGUUUGCAGCGGUCGUGCUGCAGCCGCUGCAGUGGUUGCUGGGCGACGGCGGAGAGAAGCAGGUGGCUUGAGGUGGGGACCCGGACGGGCUUCCGGUAGGGGUGUAGGGGCGGUUCCGGGGAAGCCUGCGUCCCCAGGUAGGGGUGCUCCGGGACGCCGGCCCCGCAGCCCGCCUCUCCCCGGGCCCAUGGCCGGGGCGGUGGGUGGGACAGGGGGCUCAGGCUGGACUUGGCGGCCGGUGGCGCGGGACCCGCUGCUGGCGCGGGCUUUCCAUUCAUGCACCGAACUGCGGGGACGGUUCUAUCUGGUGGGGGGUCUUCUAGCCGGAGGAGCGAGAGAGCCGAGCAGUGAUAUGGUGGUCUUCGAUCCGGCUGGGGGCCAGGCCGUGCGGGUGGGAGCCCUGGGCGGCCCGAGGCGCAGCCACCACGACGCGGCGCCGGUGGGGGGGCGCUGGCUCUGUGUGGUGGGCGGCUGGGAUGGGUCGCGCCGCCUGACCACAGUAAGCGCCCUGGACACCGAGCGCGGUGUGUGGGAGGCGUGGACCGCCGCCCCCGGCAGCUGCGCCCCUGCCGGCCUCAGUAGUCACACCUGUACCCGCCUCUCCGACCGAGAGCUGCGGGUGGCAGGCAGGGAGGGCGGGACUCGCACUCAGCGUCGUUAUGGAAGCAUCUACACGUUAAGGCUGGACCCUGGCGCCCGCACCUAUUGCUAUAAGGAAGAAGGCUACCACACAGUCUCACGUUCAGGUCACUGCGCUGCCCUGCUCCAAAGUCCUGGGCCCCACCCAGGUCACCAGCUAUUGCUCUUUGGGGGCUGCAACUCAGCUGAACCAGAAGUAGCUGGGCAUUGGAGUCAUGGGAAGAUUAAGGAGGAACCACCUGUUGCCCCCCGUUUGAUGGAACAGCUUGCAAGUCUCGUGAGCAGUGGGCAGGGGUCCCGGCAGGGGCCUCGAGGACUCCGGCAUCACUCCUGUUCUGUGGUUGGGCCCUUUGCUGUGCUGUUUGGUGGAGAAACUCUGACCAGAGCCCGAGACACCAUCUGCAAUGACCUCUACAUCUAUGAUACCCGAAAGUCUCCUUCUCUGUGGUUCCACUUCCCCUGUGCAGACCACGGGCUAAAACGCGUGGGCCAUCGGACCUGCCUUUGGAAUGAUCAGCUCUACCUGGUUGGGGGUUUUGGUGAGGAUGGCAGGACAGCUAGUCCACAGGUUUGCAUUCUGGACCUCUUUAUCUAAAGAAUAGUGCCAAGAUACACCACCAAGCCUCUGUUUUGUUGCAGACUCAAAGCGUUAUCACGAGAGCUAUCUGCCUCAUUUAAAAUGCUGAUUAAAUUUCAACCUGACAGUUAACAUUUGUUUCUGAAUCUUUUGGCGGGGAGGGAAGUAAAUAAGGAGAUGCAUCUUUAUUUGCAAGGUAAAGGAUAAAAUAUGGGACCUAGUUUGAUAUUGUGA
Molecule: messenger RNA, 1614 nt
Organism: Physeter macrocephalus (sperm whale)
Lineage: Eukaryota; Metazoa; Chordata; Mammalia; Artiodactyla; Physeteridae
Gene: KLHDC9
Product: kelch domain containing 9
Exons: 4
Coding region: 1-1398 (465 amino acids)
Molecular function (GO): cyclin binding
Source: RefSeq, a predicted model, not a curated record